Messenger RNA from Scomber scombrus (Atlantic mackerel), 4642 nucleotides. RefSeq names its product La ribonucleoprotein 1B (gene larp1b). Gene Ontology annotation, biological process: mRNA stabilization; positive regulation of translation. The coding region runs from base 439 to 3840 and encodes 1133 amino acids. The record is from RefSeq and is a predicted model, not a curated record. Gene Ontology annotation, cellular component: cytosol; cytoplasmic stress granule. Lineage: Eukaryota; Metazoa; Chordata; Actinopteri; Scombriformes; Scombridae. The transcript has 19 exons. Gene Ontology annotation, molecular function: RNA cap binding.
AGAGAGGAGGUCGCUGUAGUAGCUGCUUUAAAAAAAAAAAAGUUACACCAAACUAGCAAGUGAUCCCUGCUCAGAGCCUGACCGACUACACACUCGGAGGAAACUACUUGAUGGUGUAAAAACGAUCAAUCCUGGGAAAGAAAGGACAACAUUUAAAAAAAGAAGAAGAAGAAAAAAAAAGGAGGCUCCUCUGCUGACUUCUUGCAUGGUCGCUAGCCUUGAGCUAACAGGUUAGCUUCGGGGAGCUAACGAAGCUAACGAGGCUAAACGAGGUCCAACCCCGAAAAGGAAAAAAAAGUUGUUUACCUCAAGUUGUGGAUGUGGUCAGAGCUGCCUAUUUCGCGACUUUUUUCUCUUCUUUUUUUUGGGAUAAGAGAGCAAAGGACCAAAACUUCACCCUGGAUUUAACACUGUAUGUGCUGUUAGGAAACUAGCAGGAUGUCCACCGAGGUCGAGAGCACUCAGUUUGGUUUGACAGCAGCAGCAAACAAGGAGGACAGCAGCAAUCAAAACAACAAGUCCGAGAAGAAACCUAACACCAACACCAGUAUAAAACAAGAAGAAACAGCUGUGCAAAAAAGCUCGGACAAACAUCUGGCGGACACUAACACCUCAGAGGUAGCGGACACACACAACAACAAGAAAUGCAAAGAAAACGACAAAGAAAACGAGCAGAGUAGCAACGCUGCAGACUCUGCUACUGCUGCUUCUGCUGCUGAGACGGUAAAGAGGAAAGUUGUGGAGGCUCCUCCACCUAAAGUCAACCCUUGGACGAAGAGGACAACAGGCAGAGUACCGAGCAACAACAUCAGCAACAACCAGGAGAAAGAUCAACAAAAUGCUCUGAAAGUCGUCCGAGCCAGCAAGCCGAGGACGAGAAAAUCCAGCAAGUCAAGUGAUUUCAGUGACAUCACAAACUGGCCGACACCUGGUGAACUGGCCAAAGAGCAACAACAAAAUGUCCUCAACAACAACGGAAAGAAGCCUCCUCCUCCCUCUUCUUCCUCCUCCACCUCAACCUCCACCACCACCACCUCCUCCUCCUCCUCCUCCGCACGCCGAGACAAGGAGAAGCGGAGGGAGCGACCGGACAGGAAGUCGGAGAGCAGCCACGACGGCGGUGGCGGCGGCGGCAACAGCGGCAGCGAGAGCAAAGAGAACCAGGAGGCUCAGCCCGACCCGCUGGGAGAGCUGCCCAAAGACGGAGAGUCCAAGGCGGGACAGGACGCCAAGAACGCCGGCCUGAAGAAGAGAGGAGGUGAGGGUAACAAACGUAAGUGGGUUUCUCUGCCGCUGGAGGAAGUGUCCCGGGACGACGGCGGCGCCAAGACGCCCGGCGGCGGCGGCGGCCCGACACGCUCGGACACAGACCCCAACAACAGCGACUCGCCUGACCCCACGUCGCCCAAUCACACGCUCCAUAAUAGCAGAGCGCAUGAUAGCAACAGGAGUUGGAGGAGUCAACAGCGCGACUUCUGGGACGACACUUCCAGCGUGCGGAGCGACAGCGGCAGCGUCCGCGGAGGAGUCCGAGGCCGAGGGAAGGGCCGCGGCCGCGGGAGAGGACGCGGACGAGGCCGUUAUGAGUUUUCUCAGAAUUACCGUGACUCUCAGUCGACCGACGGCACCAACUCCUCCACGGACUUCGGCAACGGCAUGGUUUACUACUACGACGACGGCAGCAAAGUCCAGAUGUACACCGUGGACGAAAAGCUUCUUAAGGAAUACAUCAAACGCCAAAUUGAAUACUACUUCAGCCUCCACAACCUGGAGCGAGACUUCUUCCUGAGGAGAAAGAUGGACGUGCAGGGCUUCCUCCCCAUCUCCCUCAUCGCCAGCUUCCACAGAGUCCAGGCGCUCACCACCGACAUCAGCCUCAUCAUGGAGGCUAUGAAGAACAGCACGGAGGUGGAGCUGAUCGAUGACAAAGUUCGCUGUAAAACCGACCCGGAGCGUUGGCCCAUCGCCGUGCCGACCGUCGUCGGUUCCCCUCGCACCGACUUCUCUCAGCUCAUCAACUGUCCCGAGUUCGUUCCUCGACAGACGAUCAAAGACGAUCAACCUGCAAAGACCGACUCAUCGAAGGAGACUCCUGCCGAGUCCGAGCAGCCUCAGGACUCGGCCGAGCCCGACUCCUCCUCCUCCGGCCAGGGGUCGCUCCCCGCCGACGCAGACGCCUCCAAAGAUGCCCCCGCCCCCGACGCCUGGAUCCAGGUGGAGAAACGCCACAGACAGCCCUCCGGGAAGGCGAAGGAGCGCAGCGAGGAUCCUCCAGCGGGCCGCCGACCUCAGCAGGCCGAGCCCGACCAAGAGGAGCUGGACUUCAUGUUUGACGAGGAGAUGGUGCAGAUGGCGCCCAGGAAGAACAAAUUCACCGACUGGUCAGACGACGACGAUUCGGACUACGAGAUGGACGACCAGGACGUCAACAAGAUCCUCAUCGUCACCCAGACACCGCCGUACGUCCGUAAGCAUCCCGGCGGCGACCGCACGGGAAACCACGAGUCCCGAGCCAAGCUCACCACCGACCUGGCCAAAGCUAUCAACGACGGGCUGUACUACUACGAGCAGGACCUGUGGAAGGGAGAGGAGCAGCCUGAGUUCACCAAGCAGGAAGUGGAGAACUUCAAGAAGCUGAACAUCAUCAGUAAAGAUGAGUUUGACACUCUCACCCCCAAAGUGCCUGUUGAGCCAAACCUGGAAAUCCCGUCUCCUCCAAAGCCAGCGGACAGCGGUGCAGAAAUGGCUCGUUCUCUGCCCACAACGGUCCCAGAGUCGCCCAGCGAUCACCAACCCCGAACACCAAGAACGCCAAAAACCCCCGGACGCCAAGACCCGACCAAGACGCCUCGAUUCUACCCCGUCAUGAAGGAGAGCGCCCCCAUCGAUGGACAGACGCCGAGGAAGAAGAAGACUCGCCACAGUUCGAAUCCCCCGCAGGAGGCUCACAUCGGCUGGGUGAUGGACUCACGCGAACACCGACCGCGCUCCUCGUCCAUCAGCAGCUCCAACGCCUCCCCAUCAGAAGGAGCCCCGUUGACAGGAAGUUACGGCUGCACCCCGCAGUCGCUGCCCAAAUUCUGGCAUCCAUCCCACGAGCUGCUGAAGGACAACGGCUUCACUCAGCAGGGGUACCACAAGUACCGCCGACGGUGCCUUAACGAGAGGAAACGGUUGGGCAUCGGCCAGUCUCAGGAGAUGAACACUCUGUUCAGGUUCUGGUCUUUCUUCCUGAGAGACAACUUCAACAGGAAGCUGUACGAGGAGUUCAGACAGUGCGCCGUGGACGAUGCCAAAGAUAACUACAGGUACGGGCUGGAGUGUCUCUUCAGAUAUUACAGCUACGGUUUGGAGAAGAGAUUCAGGUUAGAUCUGUUCAAGGACUUCCAAGAGGAGACCCUCAAGGACUUUGAGAAAGGUCAGCUGUACGGUCUGGAGAAGUUCUGGGCCUUCCUGAAAUAUUCAAAGAUGAAGAACCAACCCAUCGACCCGAAGCUGCAGGAGCAUCUCUCCAAGUUCAAGAACCUGGAGGACUUCAGGGUGGAGCCUCCGAUGGGAGAAGAGGGAGGCAGGAGGAGACGCCACUCAUCCUCGGCCGGGGAUGAAGGGAGACGUCGGCGACAUCCUUCCAACACUACCUCAAAGCCCACACAGGCCGCCAAAUCCUCCUCCAGUAGCACCGCCGCUGCUUCCGCCGCCGCUGCCACCUCCACCUCUACGCAGAACACGGCCAAAGACGGCGCCCAGAAAACCACCACCGCAGCACCCGCCGCCACCCAGGGGAAGAAGUCAGAGCCGGCGGCGGCGAAGAAGGAAAGCGCUGCUGCACCAAAUAAAUGAAGCUCCCUCUCGUCUGAGGGGGUUUGGAUAGAAGAGAUGUAGAGCGAAGAGGAGGAGGAGGAGGAGGCGACGCUCUUGAGCUCGGCGUUCGCUCUUUUCAGCGGCAAACUUUUUGUUUUUUUUGGAGGGGGUAUGAAGAGAGACUGAACGUUGGUUGCCUUAAUUUGAUUGUUGUUAUCAGUGCAUUUCAUUUUAAAAGCAAAGCAAAAGUAAAAGCAUAGGCAGUGAGCUUGAAUCUGUGCGCCUGAAAGCUCGUUUAACGUUUACACACAUAUAUAUAAAAAAAAAAAAAAAGACGACACAAAAAAAAUGCAUUCCCUUGCAUUUUGCCUUUUUAUUUUUCUCGGAUGCCAAAAAACAAACAAACAACAACAUCAACACAAAACUCUUUUUCGACACACGCGAUGCGUUGAUCUCCACAAUCUGUAAAGCAGCUCUCGUCUGUAAAAGAGUGUUUUGAACUGUGAUUGUUAGCUUGCCAACAUAAAGAAGAUAAGAGAGAUCCUACGAGACAGUCUGCGUGCCUUAAUCUGACUCACCAGGACGACAGGAUCACCGACAAAAAAAAAAGAAAAAAAAAAGUCUAAAUUUUGUAUUUUUUAACGUCUUCCCACUUGAUUAAUUUGGGGGGUUUUGAAUGUGUUUUAAACUGAGAUCACUCACAGGUUGUUUUUUUUCUUCCUUUUCUUCUUCUUCUUCUUACUUUUUCUCGUCGUUACCUUUUUCUCGACACAAACAGCUUCCGUUUCUUUUUCAUCGUGACAAUCAGCUGCAGUCGUAAAAAAAAAAAAAAAAAAAAAUU